AUGUAUGGUGGAAAUGCAAACAAUGUUACCAUUCAGCAGCAACCUGUAUCUCAACUAGGACCACCGCCAUCAAGAGUAUAUUUUGUAGAUUACAAUACAAAAACUAUUACGUGGAAUGAUCCUCGAUUAUCUAUUAGCAAUAAAAUUACUGCGCAGCAAAAAAUCAGUCAUGAGAACACCUUGAUUGAAUCAUAUCAUCCAUUAUUAUUCCAGUUACUUAUUGGAGAUAUCGCUGAAAUUGAUGUCAACGAUUGGAAGAAACAUACCGAUUACCGAGAAUAUGCAGAAUCAGAUAAGAUUAUAUAUACGUAUGAUCGUGGGACGGCAAAAAGAAAUUACAUCUAUUGCAAUUCACUACAGGAACAUCUCGCAUUUCCAUUAACAGGUUCAAAAACUUACAGAGAAGUGAUGAACUUCGUUGAUUCUCAAUUGAAAAAGCAGUAG
Molecule: messenger RNA, 444 nt
Organism: Cetraspora pellucida
Lineage: Eukaryota; Fungi; Glomeromycota; Glomeromycetes; Diversisporales; Gigasporaceae
Source: the annotation of a GenBank genome assembly